This is a messenger RNA of Morone saxatilis (striped sea-bass), 3114 nucleotides long. Its product is annotated as zinc finger protein 37. The record is from RefSeq and is a predicted model, not a curated record. The coding region runs from base 30 to 2303 and encodes 757 amino acids. The transcript is spliced from 6 exons. Gene Ontology annotation, molecular function: DNA-binding transcription factor activity; RNA polymerase II cis-regulatory region sequence-specific DNA binding. Lineage: Eukaryota; Metazoa; Chordata; Actinopteri; Moronidae. Gene Ontology annotation, biological process: regulation of transcription by RNA polymerase II.
GUGCUCUUCCCCUGGCCUCCCUUCGCCUGAUGGCCUCCCCCCUGCAGCUGACGUACUCCUACAUAUGGCAGGUCAUACGGCAGAGAAACGUCAAGUUGUACGGGAAAGUGGAGGAGUUUGUCACCAUGGUGACGAGGACCGUCCCCGAGCUCAUGAGUUUCAAGCAGACGGCCCAGCUCGUGUUGGGGUUGAGAGCAAGGAUCAUUUUGGAUUUGCUUCACAAAGAGGGACCACCGGACACUAGGGCUAUACAAACUCUCAUAAAUAAGUUGAAGGUCUCUGCAUCUACAGGGAAGGAUUCAGAAGUGGAGAAAUCUCAAACAAACUUCAUGGUGCUGGUCCAGAGUCUCCUUAAAAGUCCUGCUGAAAGGAAGCGCUUCUUCCAGGAAGUGUUCCCUGUUCACUACGGCACAAAGUUCGAUACAGCUCUGCAGGCUCUGGUUGCAGGUCUUGUUUGCAAACUGGAGCAACUUCUUCCUGUUCCCAAUCUGUCCCAGCUUGGUACCAUGAUCUCAACCGAGUCCACUGUCCUGGAGGCGUGUGGGGGCUUGAUCCCUGAGUCCAGGGACCUCAAGACUCUCCUCCUGCACCAGCAGGCCAAGGGACUCCCCGGUGUGAAAGCAACUAUCUCGUCCUCGGUGGGCGACUGUGUGCUCUCUUCACUCGCCUUCCGGCCUAAACCAGUGGAGCCGCCUGCACCGCCAGAAUCACCAAAGGUCACUCUGAACGAAACAAGCCCAGCCUCCUUCAGUGACACUGAGGACUUGGGGGUGAUGUCCGAUGACUCCGAUGGCAAAGCAGCCACUGCUACUGGAUCCCAGAGAAGAGGGCAGUACAGUCAUAAAACCACUGAUGGCAGUACCGCAAAGCAAAAGAGUGUCACAACAACAGCUCACACUGAGAAUUUGGUGCAAGAGAAGAGUAGCGCACAGCAACAGCCUGCCACACCUCUACAACGCAGAGAGGAAGAUGGGACCCCGGCAGGGCCACAGAAGCCAGAAGCACAGCGGGAGCUUCCCUUGAAGUCAAUCCCCUUCAGGGUAGUUCAAAUGCCGAUCAAAACCCCCUCCACCGGACAGAAUGCAGGCAGCGCAGGAUCAAAAGACGGCCAAAAGCCCCAGACUCAGCGAGUCACAUUGCAUCAGUGGGUGUCGCAGAUUGCCACUAACUCGCUCUCGCUCCCAGCCCUGCCGCCGCUUCCUCCAGCCAGGUUUAGCUCAGGGGACGACAUGAAGCCAAGCAUAAGAAGAAAAAAGCAAAUCAGGCCUCCGGCUGACAGAUUCACUUGUGGCGUGUGCGAUAAGAGCUUCCCAUAUCAGUCCAAGCUAAUGGACCACGAGCGCAUUCAUACAGGAGAGAAGCCGUUCAUUUGCACCGCAUGCAACAAAAGCUUCAGAACGCAGGCGUUCCUCAACAACCACCUGAAGACCCACAGCACGGUGCGCCCUUACGCCUGUGGCCAGUGCGGCAAGUGUUUCACCAAACUGCAGAGCUUGACGAAGCACAUGCUGGCCCACAGCGGCCAAAAGCCCUUCUACUGCAACAUCUGCAACAAGGGCUUCACACAGUCCACCUAUUUCAAAAGACACAUGGAGUGCCACACAAGCCAGAUGACGUUCCCCUGCAAGCACUGCAACAAGAGCUUCCCGACGGCUUUCAAGCUGUCCAACCACGAGCGCUGGCACACCAGAGAUCGCCCUCACAUGUGCGAGCGUUGCGGGAAGAGAUUCCUCGUGCCCAGCUUGUUGAAGAGACACAUGGGCUACCACAUUGGCGACCGUCAGUAUCUCUGCUCCCAGUGCGGAAAGACCUUCGUCUACUUGUCUGACCUGAAGAGGCACCAGCAGGACCACGUGCCCAAAGCAAAGAUCCCGUGCCCUGUUUGCCAAAAGAAGUUCUCUAGCAAGUACUGCCUGAGGGUUCACCUGAGGAUCCACACCAGAGAGAGACCCUACCGCUGCUCCAUAUGCGACAAGAGCUUCACCCAGGUCGGGAAUCUGAAGGUCCACAUCAGGUUGCACACCAACGAGCGACCUUUCAGCUGCGACGUGUGCGGGAAGACCUACAAGCUGGCGUCCCAUCUGAACGUCCACAAAAGGACUCACACGUGCAAGAAGCCCUGGACGUGCGACACGUGCGGGAAGGGAUUCUCCGUCCCCGGCCUUCUUAAGAAGCACGAGCAGUUGCAUACAAGGGACGCUAAUCCUGACUUCUCCGUUAAACGGAGACACAGGGGUAAGCACAAGAAGCACUCCCUCAAGAGGAAGUACGACGAGGAAGACGAGGGUAGCGAUGAUUAUUAAUUUAAAGAAACAUAUUUCAUAACUAGAAGGGCAGUCCUCCGCCAAGGUGUUUUUGUUUGAGGUGGCUGUUUAUGUUCUGGCUUAUGUUUAGUCACUUUGCCAUAGACACAAGUGUUACAACUGACCUACCUAUGAAAAAUAUUUCACAUAUCCGCUCCAGGAUUUCUAUCCACUCUUUUCACCACGUUCCAUGAAAAUGGGGCCAAUAGUUCUUUCAUAAUCCUGUUCACAGACAAACAGCACCCAAAACAUAACCUCCUUGGCAGGGGUCAAGGCUGACCACUGAUAUAAUUAAAAUUGGCUAAUUCAGAAAACUACUACAUAAGUGAGCCUUUAAACCAUGUAAAGGUGUCAAGUGUUUUCGGGGUUCGUUACCUUGUGAAGGUGAUCUAAUCACCAUGAUGGUUUGGGUCGUGAAAACAGAUUUUGAAUGAUGUUUGGAUACGUUUUUUUCCCCUAAUCACUGAGUUUAAAGAAUGCUAAUUUGAGUUAUAAUGGGUAUUUGCUGGUGGCCAUGCCAGCCAGAGCAUCUGAACUAAUAAAGACCAGUGUUUCACUCAUCAGUGCUGUUUUACAUAUAACUAGGUGAUGACGUGACGAAAGUGAUUUAGGUGAUAGAGUUACCGUAAGCUGUCCCAUUUUGAGAUAAAAAAAAAGGUAGCAAUACAACUUUUUUAAAAUCAUUUUCUGAUCUUUGUGUGAGUUGUAAAUAGUUGGUAAUAAUUUUCAUUACAAAAAAACAACCUAUGAUGGUGUAAAAUAAACAUUAUUUUCCAAACAUUGUGCUUUUCAGGACGCUCCCUGAAUAUAG